Messenger RNA from Strongylus vulgaris, 1931 nucleotides. NCBI's taxonomy places the organism in Eukaryota, Metazoa, Nematoda, Chromadorea, Rhabditida, Strongylidae. The record is from the annotation of a GenBank genome assembly.
CUGUCAACUAUAUCCUUUUUAAGAGCCCAAAUAAUUUUACAGAGCAUAGAAAAUGCGUCCUCAGUGGUUCCGCCAGGGAAGAGAACUAACGCUCCUGCACAGACAGUCUAUGAGUGUUUCGAUAUUCCUUGUCUGUGUGGAUUCAUGGGAGAUGUCCCACAGUUCUCAGGAUCUAUGGCCUCUGACACCUGCCAAUUAGACAAUGGUUUAAUAGUAGGACCAAUAAUACGAAGAGAAUACCGUAUGCUUAGCGAUACUGAAAGAAAUAGAUUUUAUUCAGCGAUGUGGUCAAUAAAAAACUCUGGCGUUUACGAUUAUUUUGCUCGGAUUCAUUCCCGAUUUGCAGUUGCCACUGGUGCCCAUGCAGGACCUGCAUUUCUCCCAUGGCACAGAGAAUUCCUGAAGAGAGUAGAAAUUGCUCUAAGAAUGGUUGAUCCAUCCGUUGCCAUACCCUAUUGGGACUCUUCCAUGGACAGCCGUCUGAAUAAACCAGCUGACUCUGUUUUAUGGAGUAGCGAGUUACUUGGUGGAGCUGGAUCAAAACCAGCGGAAGUCAGAGAUGGUGCCUUUGCCGGCUGGAUGCUAGAAAAUAAAGCUCGAGUCAUUAGACGCUUUGUUGGAUUUCAGUCAGCACCAAUGUCUAUAAAUGAUGUGCAAACCUUCCUCAGCACUUCUAAUAUUCAGCAAAUCCUUGCAUCUCCUGCUGCUCGAGAUGUAUGUUUUGUUUUCAUAAAACAUCAAGGAAAAUUACCACAUUCAAUCCCAAUCUAUUAUUGGCCACUUCUAGGGAUGUCCUAUACCAAAAUCAUGGCAACUGCUAGAGCUCGCACACGGAAAACCGCAUCUCUUCGUCGGCGUAGUUGUUUGACGAAAUUUACAGAGGACUUGGUGUUAACCGCUUCUUCAGCAAACGAUCCCGCUUUUUAUCUACAUCAUUCAUUUAUCGACUUUAUUUGGGAAUCUUGGCGACAGAACGCGCAGACGAGACAAGCCCGAGAAACCGACUAUCCACUAGACAAUAUACUGUGUAGCAGUUCUGUUCAUUUUCGAGAGGCGCAAUUGCUUCCGUUUACUCCCAUGUUGAACAUUGAUGCUCUGUCAAAUGAUUAUACAGACUUCCUAUACAAGUAUAGCCCAAGGCCCACGUGCUCCCUAAACAAUCGUAAUUGCGGAUCAAAUGUGUCUAACUCCACCUCUUCUAGAUAUCUCUUUUGUGACCUCUCUCACGGCCAACCAGGUUGUGCAUCAAAAAUAGUUCCAUCUGGUAAUUGUGAAGGAUUCUUUAACGGUGAGGACUUCUUGCUCUUUUUCAACUUUUUACCAAAACGUACACUAUCUUGCAUAGGAGAAGACUGCUGCUACAAAAGCACUUGUCGAGGAGGCACUUGCGUUCAAACCUCUGUAAGCUGUUACUAUGCGAAACUCAUCAGUAUGAGAACCCUAAUUUACAAGUUCGUGGACCAAGAUUCUCAGGCCUUGAAUAGCAGUGCUGUCGCAGCUAGAAUAGGACCUGCCACCCUGCCGCCUUUAGACGAGCCGUGUCUCAAUGAACUCGAAUGUUGUGACUUGUGGGCGUCAAGUGGUCAUUGUGAGAGCAACCCAACUUUUAUGCUUGAAUCCUGUAAAGUCUCCUGCGAUGUUUGUUUACCUUCAUACGAUUCCUCUUUAGACUGCUCCGAUCGAUCGAGGAUGUGCGCAGCAAAUAAAUGUCGAUUUAGAAUAGAAUGGAUGAAAGAGAAUUGCAGAAGUACAUGUGGUUUCUGUAAUCAAACGAGAGAGCAAGCCUGCACAGUUCCGUCGGCAGAAAACCCAGAAAUCAAUUAUGAGCAAGAGAUCCCCGAGAAUCCUGAACACCCUACUCUACUGCAGGGCCACAUCUCUGCCAUACUAUCAAUAAUCUUGAAGAAUCUGGGGAAGAAGUUAGUAUAAAA